UGAACUCAUUUUUUUUUAAUCAUGGCGUCCCAAACGAAGAGUCAGAGAUACGAAAAGCGAUCUACUCGAACGGAGUUUAAGACAACUUCAACUCCAAAGGCUAGUUCUUCAUCGCAGGCAAAAUCUUUACUCAGUCCGGCGAAAAUUUCCAGGCAUGAAGAGAAAGAAGAGUUGAUCGGCCUCAACGAUCGGCUGGCAACUUACAUUGAUCGAGUUCGUCACCUCGAAUUAGAAAAUGGACGACUUCUAGUCCAAAUUACUUCUUUUGAAGAAACACAAACCCGAGAUAUUGAAGGCAUUAAAGUUUUAUAUGAAAAGGAAUUAGCUGAUGCCCGGAAAUUGCUCGAUGAAACAGCUGGAGAAAAGGCGAAAUUGCAGAUUGAAUGUGGGAAAUACAAGACGGAGUUGGACAGUUUGAGACCAAGAGUUGGCAAGCUUGAGAAGGAGCUGAAUGCAGCAAACAAGCGUGUGGCAUCGCUAGAGUCCCAGAUCGCCGAGAAAGAUGUGAGGAUCCGCUCUCUCUCCAACGACAAGCGCUCUCUGGAGGAUGAACUCAAUGAGCUCAAGAAGGACCUUGGUAACAAGGAGAAACAGCUCAAAGUUGCCAAGAAACAGGUUGAGGAGGAGACCCUUCUCCGAGUGGACCUUGAGAACAGGCUCCAGAGCCUGAAGGAGGAACUGUCUUUCAAGGAGCAACUCUUCAAGGAGGAGCUGAGGGAGACACGUACCAAGCGCCAGGUGGAUAUGUCCACCAUCGAGGGGCAGAGCAUCGAGGAGCUGAACAACUCCCUGUAUGAGAGCCUGCAGGAGCUGAGGGAGCAGACCUCUGAGCAGACGACCCUGCUCCGCCAGGAGACAGAGUCCCUUUACUUCAGCAAGUUGGCUGAUCUGAAGGCUCUGGCUGAGCGUCACAGGAAUGCUGCCGUCAACUCUCAGGAUGAGGUUCGUAAGCUCCGCAGCACCGUUGAUGACCUCACCUCUGAGAUCACCACCAUCCGUGCCCAGAACAAUGCCCUGAUCGCCCGCAUUAAGGACCUGGAGAAGCAGCUCCGCCAGGAGCAAGAUGACCACCUGGAGGCAACCACCCUGCGAGACAAGGAGCUCCAGCAGCUCCGUGAUGCCGUCGCAGAGCAACUCAAGGAUUACGAUGACCUGCUCAACAUCAAGCUUAGUCUCGACAACGAGAUCUCUACCUAUCGCAAACUCCUGGAAGGAGAGGAGACCAGGCUGAGGAUCACCACACCUCCUCGCAAGACCAAGUCUACAGGCCGGGACCCGAGACCAACCAAGCGACGUCGCGUUGAGGAUGAAUCCAGCGUCACCCAGAGCGCCACCAACAAUGGCGUCGUGGCCAUCGUGGAGAGCGACCCUGAAGGAAACUUUGUGAAGCUCCACAACAACUCUGAUACGGACCAAGCCCUGGGCGGGUGGCACCUGAAGCGCAGCGUGGACGGUGGCAGCCAGCAGUCCUACAAGUUCACUGCCAAGUACGUCCUGAAGGCAGGCCAGGAGGUGACCGUCUGGGCCUCUGGCAGCGGCAAGUCCCAUAGCCCACCCAAGGACCUGGUCUACAAAAACGUAGAGUCCUGGGGGACUGGCGAUAACGUGGAGACCUCUCUGCUGGAUGCUUCCGGCGAGAUCAUGGCUACUCGCACAGUGAUUAAGGAAGUGACAACACACGAGUACAGAGAGGGGCGAGAAGACAGAUGCAGCCUUAUGUAAUGUGACUACUGAUGAGACUAGGACAGCACUUUUUAAAAUACUGUAGAAUUCAACAUUACCACUCGUACCUUUAUAUCGUCACUUGCGAUGUUUUAAGAGUAGUUUUGUACAAAUUUUGUAGAGAUGUUGAGAAACUUGCAGAGUAUGUCUUAGUUUUGCUAUUUUUAAACAAUCAACAAUCAUGUUUAUUCAACUAAAAAAAAACACUGUUAAUUGGCUGAUUUUUAUAUUUAGAGAGAUAGGAAGUU
Molecule: messenger RNA, 1970 nt
Organism: Strongylocentrotus purpuratus (purple sea urchin)
Lineage: Eukaryota; Metazoa; Echinodermata; Echinoidea; Camarodonta; Strongylocentrotidae
Product: nuclear intermediate filament protein
Source: RefSeq, marked provisional